Messenger RNA from Tribolium madens (black flour beetle), 1360 nucleotides. RefSeq names its product peptidoglycan-recognition protein LC-like. NCBI's taxonomy places the organism in Eukaryota, Metazoa, Arthropoda, Insecta, Coleoptera, Tenebrionidae. Gene Ontology annotation, biological process: peptidoglycan catabolic process. The record is from RefSeq and is a predicted model, not a curated record. The transcript is spliced from 3 exons. The coding region runs from base 133 to 1272 and encodes 379 amino acids. Gene Ontology annotation, molecular function: N-acetylmuramoyl-L-alanine amidase activity; zinc ion binding.
GCAAACCUCGUUGUUUAUGUUAAAAAGAAAGUUGCACAGUCGCAGUUGAAUCUAAACUCUGAUAGUGCUAUGUUCGUGUGAUAUGUUCCAUCUAUGGGUGCCAAAGCAUCGGUGAUUUGAACGCUUUUUGGAAUGCAAUCUCAAGGAACACUCGUUUACCCAUUAACCAGCGAUGGCGAGGAUAAUGUCAGUACUUCUUCGGAGGAUGACAAUGAAUGUGAUGGUGCUGUCGUCUUGCAUCAUAAUGACAAACCGGAUUUACCGUCGUUUGGCAAUAUCUCGGUGAUGAACUCUAAUGAUAUUCAUUUUGGAAAUAAAACCUUCUAUCAAGGGCCAGUGACAAUUAAACAAUUUUUGUACGCGAAUGGUACAUCUAGUAGUGAUAAGAGUGAUAAUAAUGAAGUUGUGUUAGAUCCGACAACACUCUCCAAUAAUGGAAUUGAUAAUACGAGGCUGGUGAAUGAUAUUGCGUCGGAGAAGACGAGUGAGGCCAAUAAAACCGCAGUGCAGGAAAAUAGUUCAGGAAUUGUUAAAGGAUUUCGACGAUUACAGAAACUCUCCCAAGAAAACGUUGUGAUUCUAGUCAGUCUUCUAACAGUUUUAAUUGUCUCAUUAGCUAUUCUCAUGAUUGUGUUAUUAUUAAAACAUAGUUCGAAUAAUUCCAUCGAAAAUGACCAAAUAGCCAAGGGAAAACCGGACGAACAGGAGAAAAAUACACCAGUCGACUCGCCAUUAGACUCCAAGGGAAACCUAACCCUUCCCCCCAAACUAAAACUCGUCUCCCGUCUCGAAUGGCUCGCCCAACCCCCAGUCCAACCCGCCAACCCUCUCCCCGUCCCCGUACCUUACGUCAUAAUCACCCACACGGCCACAGAAAACUGUUCUUCACAAGCUCAAUGCAUCUUCCACGUCCGUUUCAUCCAAACAUUUCACAUCGAAAGUAGAAGUUGGUGGGACAUUGGAUACAAUUUCCUAGUGGGCGGCGAUGGAGAAGCUUACGAAGGCCGAGGAUGGAAAUCGGAAGGGGCGCAUACGUACGGAUACAACGCCAAAAGCAUCGGAAUUGCCUUCAUUGGCACUUUUAACAGUUUCAAACCGCCAGAGAGACAGAUAACGGCUUGCAAACAGUUGAUUGCGAAAGGGGUGGAAUUGGGGUAUAUACGAAAGGAUUAUAAGUUGUUGGCGCAUAGACAGCUGCAGACGACGCAGAGUCCGGGGGCGGCGCUCUAUGAGGAUAUGAAAACGUGGGAGCAUUGGGCCAAAACGCCGUGAUUUUGAUUCAUUUUUGUGAUUUUUUUACACACCAAGACUGAUAUUUUAGUUAGAAAAACUGAAUAAAAACAGAAUAUUAUUGUUUAAA